Misgurnus anguillicaudatus (oriental weatherfish) is the source of this 1738-nucleotide messenger RNA. It is a transcript of the gene fbxo32, whose product is annotated as F-box protein 32. Gene Ontology annotation, biological process: protein ubiquitination. The record is from RefSeq and is a predicted model, not a curated record. Gene Ontology annotation, molecular function: protein binding. Gene Ontology annotation, cellular component: cytoplasm; SCF ubiquitin ligase complex; nucleus. NCBI's taxonomy places the organism in Eukaryota, Metazoa, Chordata, Actinopteri, Cypriniformes, Cobitidae.
CGCACUUUUAUCAUAAGAGACGCGAUCAUAGCAUGAUUUGCAAACACGCUAGAAAAUCACUUCAACAAUUAAAAUUUCUCUUAAUUUAAAUUUUGUAUAUUGUUAAAAUGCCAUUUCUUGGUCAAGACUGGCGCUCACCUGGUCAAAGCUGGAUAAAAACGGAGGAUGGUUGGAAAAAAUCCACGACAGAUGAGAACGAGAAGAAUAACAAUGUUUCAGAGAGGAGAAGUUACUGCAAGGAUGAAUAUGAAAAGGAGAAUUUGAUGCUCAGCAUAAAUUAUGACGUUGCUGCCAAGAAGCGGAAGAAGGACUUGAUGAACAACAACACCAAAAUUCCUUAUUUUCACAGAGAUAAAUGGAUAUACGUCCACAAAGGGAGUACCAAAGAGCGGCAUGGAUAUUGUACUUUGGGAGAAGCGUUUAAUCGCUUGGACUUCUGCAGUGCCAUCAAGGACACCAGGCGAUUCAAUUAUGUUGUUAGGCUGCUGGAGCUCAUCGCCAAGUCCCAGCUGCCUUCUCUUAGUGGAGUGGCACAGAAAAACUACAUGAACAUUUUGGAAAGGGUCGUACAAAAAGUUCUAGAUGAUCAGCAAAACGUUCGACCGAUUAAAGAACUAUUGCAGACACUAUAUACAUCAUUGUGCAGUUUGGUUCAGGACAUGGGGAAGUCUGUGCUGGUGGGCAACAUCAACAUCUGGGUGCACCGCAUGGAGAACAUACUGCAGUGGCAACAGCAGCUUGACAACAUUCAAAUCAACAGGCCCACAAACACAGGAAUGACAUUCCUUGACCUUCCAGCUAGUCUACAUUUGAAUAUCAUGCACCGUCUGUCAGAUGGACGAGAUCUGGUCAGUCUGGGUCAAGUAUGCCCGGACCUAUGUGUACUGGCAGAAGAUCGCCUGCUGUGGAAGAGACUUUGCCAGUAUCACUUUACAGACAGACAGAUCCGCAAGCGUAUAAUGGUGUCAGAUAAAGGCCAAUUGGAAUGGAAAAAGAUGUACUUUAAGCUGUGCCGGUGCUACCCGCAUAAGGAGCAGUACAGUGACACAUUACAGUUCUGCACACAUUGCCACAUUCUUUUCUGGAAGGAUACAGAUCACCCUUGCACAGCCAAUAACCCAGAGACGUGCUGCAAGCCAGUGUCUCCACAGGGGUUUAUUAACCUGUUUAAGUUCUAGGGGGCGCUGCAUUGCUGCCAUGUGUAUAUAGUGUCAAUAGCGCAAAGGAUUCCUGGAUGACUUGAGGCAGGGAAAAGAUGCGAAUGAUUUAGAAGGCAAAUAAUGUUAAAUAAUGAAAAUUACAUGUACAAGAGGAAGAGUCAAUAAGUGAAAGUUAUGUUGUGUUGAGGGAAAUAUUCAAAAGGCAAUGUUUAUUUAUAAGGGAUAUGUCUAUUUAUUUAGCAUGGAUCUUGUUUACUGAAAGACAUUUGAGGAUUAGAAUAUUUAUUCGCAUAAAAAGUUGCCUGUAUGCUGCCAGGAUGUCCUGGUCACUUCUGUGAAUGUAAUAUAUGUUUGAUUUUGGCAACGCAGACAUUAUUGUACUGUUGUUUGAAGAUAUUUUUGCUUAAAGCAAAAAGUGCAUGAAGUGGAUAUGUUUACCAAAAUGGCCUUAACACUGGUGUGCAAUACUUUUCCAGUUUUUUUUCCACUUUUAUACAUUUGAUAUUUUCGGUAGUUUGUGUUUUAAACAUGCUUGUUUUUUUCUAAACACAAUAAAUACAUGAGUACAUUAAUAAGCA